This is a messenger RNA of Ipomoea triloba (trilobed morning glory), 1151 nucleotides long. Its product is annotated as cytosolic sulfotransferase 12-like. NCBI's taxonomy places the organism in Eukaryota, Viridiplantae, Streptophyta, Magnoliopsida, Solanales, Convolvulaceae. The record is from RefSeq and is a predicted model, not a curated record. The transcript has a single exon. Gene Ontology annotation, cellular component: cytoplasm. Gene Ontology annotation, biological process: sulfation. Gene Ontology annotation, molecular function: sulfotransferase activity. The coding region runs from base 218 to 1036 and encodes 272 amino acids.
UAAUCUACAGUGUACACUGAAAUUUAUGAUAUAAGGAUAGCAUGUGAGGCACUGAUGUUAGGUAACUUAGUUUAAUUGGGUUGAUGGCAGCUGUGCUACACGAUAAGGGUCACAUGAUGAUGUGUUGUCGUCGAUUCAGGAGAAUUUAUCUCUCUUUUUCAAACCAAACCACUAUAAAUAGUAAAAUAGCUUUGUAUUAUUAGUCAUCAAUCUCAAUAUGGAGAACAGCAAAAUCUCAGAAGAAGAGAAAUGGUGGGGAGAUAAACAUUUAGAGCAGAUCAAUGGCUUCUGGUUCAUGCCUCUUUUUAUCCCCAGAAUUCACCGAGUGCUAGCCGAGUUCAACCCACGUCCCAGCGACGUAAUCUUGAGUUCCUUUCCUAAAACCGGCACCACAUGGCUCAAAUCUCUUCUUUACUCCAUCAUCAAUCGCUCCUCUCUUGAUUCUCUGGUCCACAACAACCCCCACGACCUCGUCCCUUUCCUAGAAAUUCAAGUCUAUGGAGACCAAGAAUCAUCGGAAUCAUCAACUCAACUGUCGUCCGAGGAUACCACUAGACUUUUCCAUACACAUAUUCCUUACCAACUGCUUGGCAAAACCUUGGAAUCCUCGGGCUGUCGUGUGGUUUAUGUUGCCAGGAACCCAAAGGACACCUUAAAUUCUCUCUGGCAUUUCGCCAAUAAGUGGAAGAUGGCCGAGGAAGCGCCGUGGGAGUUGGAAGAAGCCGUGGAGAAAUUUCUUCGUGGGACUGUCCUAUCCGGACCUUACUACGAGCAUGUAUUAGGGUACAGAAUGGCUAGUUUGAAGAAUCCUAGUAAAUUCUUCUUUAUUACUUAUGAAGAGUUAAAAGAUGAUACUAAAACUCAUGUUAAAAGAUUGGUUGAGUUUUUAGGUUGUUCUUUUGCGGGCAGCGAGGAGGAUAAGGAAGUGGAAGAGAUAGUUAAGUGUUGUAGCUUUGAGGUUUUGAAGAAUCAUGAGGUGAAUAAGUCUGAGAAUUGUCCUGAUUGGUUUCCAACUCCUUAUAAUUCAUUUUUUUAGACAAGGAAAGGUGGGUGACCAUACAACUUACUUCAGUGAUGAGGCUAUCAAAAGUAUAGAUGCACUUACUGAGGAGAAAUUUCACAAAUCUGGUUUUAUUUAUGGGAUUUAGUGU